AAGAAGAGAUUAGGGCGCACGAAUGGACUCCCCUGGAGUGCGGCUAGGGUUUUCCGCUUCUUCAUCCGCUCCUCCUCUCUGCUACCUAAACCCAACUUUUCUCCUCUCGCGAGAGGCCUCUUGCCGCCGAAUCUAGGGUUCCAUGGAGAUCGAACGCCGAAGUCCUUCUCAUAUCAGUUUCUAGGGUUUCCUCCAGCCCCUCCGACCGCGGCUCCCAGACGUCACCGCGGAGAUGGCCACCCAGAACCCCUUCGAUCUUCUCGGGGAUGACGACAACGAUGACCCCUCGCAACUGAUCGCAGCCCAGCAGCAGAAGAUCGCUGCCAAGAAGCCUACUGCCCCGGCCGCAGCCGCGCCCCCGGCGGCGGUGAAACUCCCGACCAAGCCCGUCCCUCCGUCUCAGGCCGUGAGGGAGGCUAGGAGCAGCACCGCACCUACACGCGGUGGAGCUGGCCGAGGUGGGCCUGGGCGUGGUAGAGGUGGGCGAGGAGGUGGGAUGGGCCCAAAUCGAGAUACUGGAAAUGGGAACGCCGAUGGAUUUUCAAAGGGCUAUGGUGGUGAAGGACGAGGAGGAGUACUUGGAGGUGAGGAACGUGACGCUGGCAGGCUUCCUGAGGGGGACCGUGGUCCGCGUCCGCCAUUUCGUGGAGGUCGCCGUGGCGGGUAUCGAAAUGGUGAGGCUGGAGGUGACUCUGAACGCCCCCCACGCAGGAUGUAUGAGCGACGCAGCGGUACAGGCCAUGGGUACGAGAUCAAACGUGAUGGAGCAGGGCGUGGCAACUGGGGAACUGCCACUGAUGACAUGAUUGCCCAGGCUACUGAUGAAAAUGUGACCGCUGAUGAUAAGGUCAUUGCUGCUGAGAAGCAGCAAGAGCAGGAGGAUGCUCCAUCUUCAGAGGCACGUAAGGAUAAGGAUGUCCAAGCAAAUGAAGAAGAAAAGGAACCUGAAGACAAAGAGAUGACUCUGGAGGAGUAUGAGAAGAUAAGGGAGGAGAAGCGAAAAGCACUACUUGCAUUGAAGACCGAAGAGAGAAAAGUUGAAAUUGAUAGGGAGUUGCAGUCCAUGCAACAGCUCUCGUUGAAGAAAGGAAAUGGUGAUGUAUUUGUCAAGCUGGGUUCUGAUAAGGAUAUGGCUAAAAAGAAAGAUGUUGCUGAUCGUGAUGAACGGGCUAAGAAGUCUGUGAACAUCAAUGAGUUUCUAAAACCGGCUGAAGGAGAAAGAUACUACAGUCCAGCUGGUCGUGGCCGUGGCAGGGGCCGGGCUGGUCGUGGACCAUUCAGAGGUGGGUUUAGCGGUGGGGGCACAAGUGUUCCAGCUGCUGCUCCUUCAAUUGAGGAUCCUGGACAGUUUCCCACUCUUGGGAAGUAGAGAGCUUGCUGCGUGAUAAAAUUGUGCCUAUCUGCGACUAUCUUUAUUUAAUCUGUUCUUAAUUUAGAUAUGUUGCUAGGAUCCAGUAAAAAUGUUGUUUCCUGUUCUCCUUUGUUUUCAGCUAUGUAUAUUUGAGUGAAAUUGGAAGUCAUCACAAAUAUGUCUGAUUAACUGUAGGACUUACCACUGCUUGCUAUGGCGCGCUAUUUAUAUCGAUUUUGGUCGUGCUUCUCCUUUUGCUA
Phoenix dactylifera (date palm) is the source of this 1611-nucleotide messenger RNA. RefSeq names its product RGG repeats nuclear RNA binding protein A-like. Lineage: Eukaryota; Viridiplantae; Streptophyta; Magnoliopsida; Arecales; Arecaceae. The record is from RefSeq and is a predicted model, not a curated record. Gene Ontology annotation, cellular component: cytoplasm; nucleus. Gene Ontology annotation, molecular function: RNA binding.